UGCUAAUUAAUUAAAUACUCUUCAACGUCGAGAUUUCACGCUCCGCUUGUUGGUCUGUCAGUUCUUCGACAAAAACAUAGCGCCAAGGUUACUUACACCAUGCCGCCGUCGAACCAGCCAAAGACGGGGUGGGAGAUUGCUCUACAGGUCCAUCUAUCAUCGGCCACGCCCGCCCAUCGACGAAUCCUUUCGUCGGACACGACGCUAGUGGAUAUCGUGGGGAUCUUGCAACGAGCUCAGAAGAAGGCGAAGGGCGGUAAGAUCAACAAGCUCCUAGACGCAGUCGAUCGUGCAACUGCACCGCUCAGGGACUUUCAAAGUGUUGUCGAUGUUCUAGUCCAAGUUAACGCCGAGAUUGGAUCUGUGGUUUGGGCACCCUUGAAGCUCGUCCUCUUGGUUCUCGAAAAGCGUGGUCGCGGGUUCGAGAAACUAGCCGAGAAGCUAGAUACUCUCGUCGAUGCUCUGCCUCGAUACAACAUCUACAGCGACCAUUUUCGGGAUAACACCAUCCUUCAGAGAGCCCUGGGCAAACUUUACGUCAGCUACAUCGACUUCUGCCUCAGGGCCGCCCGGUAUUGGGAGAGUGACGGCUUAGUCAACUUUUUAAAGUCGGCGUCGGGCUCUUUCGACCGGCAGUUUCUAGACAUUUUUACAUCGAUAAAAAGGUGCCGGGAUGAAGUCGAAAAGACAGUGGCGGCUGUCACGCUGAUGUACGUGCAAGACGUGAAGCACGUUACGGCGGAGAUGAGAGAUGUUGGCAUCGCCCAGCGGGAGAGCGAGCAACGCGAGAAAACCCUGAGAUGGCUUUCCCCAAUCGACUUCGAGCAAGACAGCACCGCCUUCUCUAAACAAUGGGUCCAAGGCACUUCCCAAUGGAUCCUUCAGCUGCCCGAAUAUGUCAAGUGGGUCGGGUCCAGCCAAAAACACGAAGAAUCUCUCAAGUUGGGGUGGAUCAGAGGCGGUGUUGGGUCUGGAAAGACUUUCCUCGCGCACUUCAUCGCAGGAACCCUCGCCGCCAACAACUGCAAUGUUCUCCAGUACUUCUUCAACGCGAAGCAGGAACAGGGUCCCCGGCGCACCAACCUGUCUUUCGUCAGGACGAUUCUACAUCAGCUCCUAGUCAACGCCAAUCUCGACACAUCGUCGACCUUGGAAGCUCUUCUUUCCCUCCGGACGACCAGUGGGAAAUCCGAGGCCCACUCUGCAAAGAAUUUGUGGAACGAGUUGUUUCGGUGCGUGCAGGGCUUGACCGACACGCCAGUGUACUUGAUUGUCGACGCCAUAGACGAGGCCGAUCGAGGCGAACGGGAAGAUAUUCUGGAAUCGCUUACCAGACUUGUCUCCGUGUCACCAUCCGUGCGAAUACUCGUCACGGGUCGGCCAGACGAAGACGUUCUCGAAUGGUUUGACAAGUCAUCAAGGGCGAGCAACCUGGCAACGGUCAUUUCUGAGAUCAGAUUUCCGCCUACGGAAGCGGCCCGAGACAUCGAAACCUACAUCGAUAGUCGGAUUCGCGGGUCGAGCAAGCUGAGUCACCCAUCAGUGGCAGGAGAGAUCAAAGAUGCCGUCCUUGAGCGAGCAGAGGGGAUGUUCCUCUACGUCCGCCUCAUGCUCGACGAACUAGGGGGUGAAGCCUCGGUCGCAGCAGUCCGACGCCGUCUGGGGGAGUUUCCCAAGACAUUGAAUGGCUACUACGACAGUGUCUUCUCGCGAAUCAACAAUGGCCCCGAGAGUGCUCGCGAGCUGGCGCGUGAUCUUCUCGCGUGGAUCACAACUUCAUACGAGCCUAUGCAUGUCAACACUGUCCUGAUCGCACUCAAAAGCCAAGCUCAAUCUCGGACUGCGUUUGUCCCAAGCCUGACAGGUGGCAAUGCCGGUGACGAAUUUGAGCUCCUGGAUCCUCUGAAGGAAAUCAGGUCUAUCUGUUUUCCGUUGCUGGAGGUGACCGACAGCGGCAUUGUUCAGGUCGUACACUGCUCGGUUGCUGCGUACAUCCUCGCUCAAGGCACGAACUCCCAAGCCAACAGUCAGGGCCCGACCACCAUGCUCACCCUUCCACAGGCUAACCAGGAAAUUGCGCUGGCGUGCAUAUGUUUCCUACGCUGCUCCGCCAGGGAGUCCUCCAACCCGAACCGUACGACGCCGAACGAUGCGACACCGGAUGGUAGCUCGCUCUUCCUAGAGUAUGCGACAAAGUACUGGCCGGAACAUAUGUCGGAGUCUGAACAAGAUGUGUUGGUCCGGAUGCCACUGUUAUUCCAGGCCAUCAGGUUCGAACAGAAGUGGUUCCUGGAGUGGGUCGCACGACGGUCGGAGCAUGACUACAGGUUCAGGAAGACUCUUGGUCUGGAUGAAGGUGAUGAAGGUGCCCAUCCGUCAUGCCUCGAGAUUGCAGCGUACUUCGGCAUCACGUCUUGGGCCUCGUCAAUCUUGGAUGACGCCCCCCAAAACGCCCCCCUGUGGCCCUUGCCCAAUAUGAUCGCUGUGACCAGGGGCUCCUUGGGCGUCUUGCGCCUCUUUCACGAGCGAUCUUGCGCGAGUGGGAGCUGGAAUCGACAGGACGAAUUGCUUCUCCACUCCGCCGCUCGAAACGGACACGCUUCAGUGGCUCGCUAUCUGAUCGCCGAGGCGGGAUGCGACGUCAACGCCGUCGAUUCAUUCGGGAGAUCGGCUCUGAUGCAUGCUUGUUCCCGCGGACACUGGGCGGUGGUCGGCGAAUUGCUAGUACGAGGUGCCGACACGUCUCUUCUCUCGCGUGCCGGGUACAGCGCGGCCGAAGAUGCUGCCGCUGCCGGGGAUAUUCGGAGUCUCACGGCCCUACUUGCCAGAUCCAAGACCGGUGCAACAAGCAAGUGUUUGUUGCUAUCGUCGGCAAAUGGACAUGGCAGCGUUGUCGAGUUUCUUCUCCAUAACACCCCUCUCGACCCCAACGGAACGGACGAGAACUCUUGGACUGCUUUACACUGGGCAUGUCGGAAUGGUCACAGGGGGGUUGCAAAGCUGCUCCUCACCGGGGGCGCAACUGUCGAUGCCUGCGACAGCUUCCAAAGAACGCCACUCAACCGAGCAGUGCGGAUAGGGAGCUCUGAGCUUGUUCAGGCACUCCUGCAAGCUGGCGCCAGCCCGGUCAGCUGCGAUUCCAGCGGAUUGUCUCUUACCCACCUCGCCGCAGCUGGAGGUUUCAACGAAGUACUGGGUCUUCUCCUCGCAGAAGGAGUCGAUCCAAACACCGGAGCCUUCCCUCGAGGGCCUUUUCCGGAGACGACAUGGGAGCACUGGUGCGACUCGACUCCGUCUGGGCCGCCCCUCCAUCUCGCUGCCGAGAACGGGCACGCCACUACCGUCAGCUAUCUACUCGAGCGUGGGGCUGGGGUGAAUAAAAAGGGCAUCCAUGGCGAAACAGCACUGCAUAGAGCUUGCGCUGCCGGGCAGGAGGCAGUCGUACCGGUUUUGCUCGAGGCAAAUGCUGACGAUAACCUUGGCACCACGAGCACCAAGUUCCCGUUCCCGCUGGUUAUCGCCACCAAGAAUCUCCACGUCGGCAUUGUAUCUAUCCUUGCCCCAAGGGCGUGGUCUAGGUUGGACCCGAGCCCAAGUAAUGGCGUGGUCUCCUACUUACCAGCAUAUGGCUCAUCCAUACGUGGCGCUGUUGAAGCAGCAGUCGAAUGCGACAGCGUCCAAAUCCUGGCAACGCUGUUUUCACAUGCACCCCAGAAUUUGCAGGCACCGGCACAUGUUGGCCUGAGAAUCUUUGACAAGGUGUUUCGCAACGGCAACAUUGCCAUUGCGGAGCUUCUCGUUGGCCUAGGAUAUGAUCUUUCUCGCUCGACCAUGGAGCAUCAACAAUAUCCCACGCCGUUGAGCUAUGCCGUUGAGGGUCAAAAACUGCCCAUGGUUCAGCUUCUUUUGGGUCGGAAAGUUAGCCCGAUCGACUUCCAGCCGACGCCGAAUCCGACGUUUAACAACAUGUAUGCAGAUAGUCCAUAUUUCUCCCGCAACAAGCUCACAGCCCUUGAUAUGGCCGCCCUUGUGGGAAAUCUCGACAUCAUCGAGUUGCUCGAGAAGCGUCAAAGCCAACCACCGGAUCCGGAAGACCCGCAGAGCACUUGGCCGUGCUUGCUUGACCGAGCCACGCUUCUACCCCGGCUGAUAUACUUUGCCGAUAUCCGACAGAGGAUGCAGGCACAAUCGGGGAGUUGGAGACUUUAUAGCCACACCAAUGACUACGGUGUAAAGCCACACAACCCCCUGUGCAAUGCAAUCGCGAAUAACGACUUGGAAGAGGUCCAAGUUCAAAUCGCCAAGGGCAUCGACGUCAACCAACUGGACUGGGAAUUCGAGACUCCUCUCAUAAAGGCCGUCAAGGCUGGCGAUCCGGACAUCGUGGCCCGGCUACUCGACGCCGGAGCCGAUGUGUCUGUCGAUGCCUUGGACGGCACAUCGGUGGCAUCCAUGGCAUGCGAGGCUUUAAAUCCGAGGCUUGUGAAGGUGCUUCUGGACGCCGGGGCAUCCCCAAAGGGACUCACUCUGACUAAGGCAUGCCUUCGGCGGAACUUGGAACUUGUCAAGCUGCUUCUAGAUGCCGGGGUUGAUCCUAACCUGCCUCGAGGUACCACUACGGAUGAGCCUCCACUUUACCACGUCGUCGGAAGCUGGGACGAUGCCUUUUUUGUAAAGGCACUGCCGCUACUUCUCGAUGCCGGGGCGAGGGCAUUUGAUGAGACGUACACCGUCGAAACGGUCCUGCAUCUGGCUGCGGACCAUGGAAGAGUUUCGUCGAUCCAAAAGUUUGCAGGCAUGGGAGUUCCCAUCGAUGCCUGUGACAAAAAGGGACGAACGGCUCUACACCGAGCUCUUGUCAGCAAAAGUCCAGCAAUGAGAGAAGUAUGUGAGGAACUGCUCCGCCUUGGUGCCUCGACGGCGCAGAUCGGGAAACGGGGAAUAUCUGCGCUCCACAUGGCUGGCGGGGCCGGGAUUCUCUGGAUGGUGGAACGAUUAGUCCGGGCCGACUCGGGGCAGCGAGACGUCGAGACAAGAGAUGCAGAGGGCAAAACGCCGCUGAUGUGGGCAAUCGUGGGCGAUUGGGCGAACAGUCCCCAACGAGCCCUCCUCAACGGGACAUUCGUUGCGUCGUGGUCUAAGAAAGGGCUAGACGACCGCACGAAUGUAGAGACGGUGAGGUUUCUCCUCGACAACGGCGCCAACAUGGACACGGUAGACCACGACCAACGAAACGCACUCCACUGGGCCGCCGUGGUGGGAGAUGGGGACAUGAUGUCGACCCUCCUCGGUCGCGGAGCAGACGUCCACGCGGUGGACAAGAACAGACAGACCCCGCUGCAUCUCGCCGUCGUGUCCGGCGCCGUGGAAUGCGUGAGGAUGCUGCUCGCGGCGGGGGCGAACCCCAAUGCCAUAGACAGCGCCCCGACCGAGGGCAUCAGCAAGCAGCCCCUGAGGGCGCUCGAACUCACCAUCGAUAACCAGCCCUGCCAGAGCCCGCCGAUGCACCUCGCCUUCGGAGAGCUGGAUGGACGGCGCCUACACCAGAUGACGCGGCUCUUGCUCGACGCCGGGGCGAACGUCUUUGGACGCAAUUUCAACGGCGAGACGUGUCUGCAUGUUGCCGUCAAGGAGGGGAACGUCGCUGCCGUGCGGGAGCUCAUCUGUGCGAAUAGUUAUGAUAAUCUAUAUAUCGGGGUCAAGGAUAACAUGGGGAGGACUGCGAGGGACCGUGCUGAGCAGCUGGGUCAUGCGCAGAUUGUGGAGCUUCUGGGGGAGGCCGAGAAGGGGAAGCGAGGAGGUUGCCGGUACUCGCGGACGACUGUCAUUCCUUGAGCGAUUCUGGCACGGAGGAAGAGUUUGAUCACGGCCUUAUGCGUAUCAUGAAACAAACAGCCUAUGACAUUGCCUGGCACACAGUCGUAUCGCCGUCUCCUCUGCAGAACCCAUUGGUAACCAUGUUGCCUUUAUACUUGUCAAACCGGGCGUUCAAGAUCAUUCUGAAAACUCCGACGGGCAAGACUAUCAGUAUGCCGUAUGCCGCAUCACAGGCCGAGCCAGCCAAUCAGGACAAUGCACCUCCCGCAUGCCUCCGAAAAAAGAGGCACCCGACCGGCCCCGCAUUUACGUCACUCCGCACGGCAAGGAAAGGCU
This is a messenger RNA of Phialemonium atrogriseum, 6153 nucleotides long. Its product is annotated as ankyrin repeat-containing domain protein. The coding region runs from base 100 to 5835 and encodes 1911 amino acids. The transcript is spliced from 4 exons. Gene Ontology annotation, molecular function: protein binding. Gene Ontology annotation, biological process: protein localization to ciliary inversin compartment. The record is from RefSeq and is a predicted model, not a curated record. Lineage: Eukaryota; Fungi; Ascomycota; Sordariomycetes; Cephalothecales; Cephalothecaceae. Gene Ontology annotation, cellular component: ciliary inversin compartment.